This is a messenger RNA of Volvox carteri f. nagariensis, 759 nucleotides long. It is a transcript of the gene asa5, whose product is annotated as mitochondrial F1F0 ATP synthase associated protein. The coding region runs from base 69 to 440 and encodes 123 amino acids. NCBI's taxonomy places the organism in Eukaryota, Viridiplantae, Chlorophyta, Chlorophyceae, Chlamydomonadales, Volvocaceae. The transcript has a single exon. The record is from RefSeq and is a predicted model, not a curated record.
CCCUUGGGCGCGCAGUGGGCGCGAGCUUAUAAUCCCCCUGCCGUGGGGCUUAGCACCCGACAUCAGCGAUGAAGCUUUUGCCAGAGUCGCUGCAGCAGGAGGCUGCCACUGCCGCCCUCGUGGCGGGGUGGGUGAUGUGGUAUUUGGACACUCAGAUGCUGCCCUCCCUCAUGCGUGAGCAUAAGCUUCACGCUUGCUGGGCCGCUGCUUACAAGCGGUACCACGAGACAAUCUGGAAGUUCAACUACGCCUAUGACCGCGACCUACGCUAUUCGGCAGUUUCCAAGAACCAGGUGCUUGAGCAUCUGCACCACACCGCUCCCAAGUCGGUAUCGGACCACGUGAUGAAGAUGUUGGCGGCGAACAACAAGGUCUACGAGGCCUUCAACCCAAGCAGCAAGCGCCUGCUGAUCUGGCAGACUCAGCCCUCGCUGCAAUAGGCCACAGCUUGGGCGAUUGGGCUUGGACUAUGACAGAGCUCAACUGAGCGGAAGCGGAAGGCUUAGCGACAUGAACCGGGAUGUGGACACGAAGUCGCAGUUAUUAGUGUGAUGGUACGCAAGGUUUCGGAUGUGUACAGGGGGUUUGCGAUGCGGUGCAGUGCCAGGGAAACACUGACGAGAACGAGUUAUGUUUGCGCAGUUUUUUGUGUCGGGCGCGGAGUCUAACAGUAUCUUGAGGUAUUUGCUUCUCUGGAACCUCGUUUGUGGCUCGUAGGUGGGCCGGAUUGGCGUAGUAUGUAAAGGCGCGCAACUCCUC